Messenger RNA from Lindgomyces ingoldianus, 2434 nucleotides. RefSeq names its product prokaryotic type I DNA topoisomerase. Gene Ontology annotation, biological process: DNA topological change. Bases 1 to 1986 code for a protein of 661 amino acids. Gene Ontology annotation, molecular function: DNA binding; DNA topoisomerase type I (single strand cut, ATP-independent) activity. Lineage: Eukaryota; Fungi; Ascomycota; Dothideomycetes; Pleosporales; Lindgomycetaceae. The transcript is spliced from 6 exons. Gene Ontology annotation, cellular component: nucleus. The record is from RefSeq and is a predicted model, not a curated record.
AUGGGGCGAAUUUUAUGUGUAGCAGAGAAACCCUCGAUAGCAAAGGCGGUAGCUAAUCAUCUCAGCGGCGGUGCCCGAGCCAGCGACGUCCGUGGCAUUACAUGGCUAAAGAAUUAUAAAUUCGAUUACACAUUUCAGCGCUGGGGACAAAGUAGUGUCACAUUCACAUCUGUGGCAGGGCAUAUUCAGCAGUCGGAUUUCCAUGAACGGUACCGGAAAUGGAUGUCCUGCAACCCUGUGGAAUUGUUUGAGGCUCCGGUAGUUACCUUUGUUGCAGAUGACAAAAAGGUCAUUGCGAAGAACAUCGAGUCAGAGGCACGAUAUGCUCAAGUCCUCUUCAUCUGGACCGAUUGUGACCGCGAGGGGGAGCACAUUGGGACAGAAAUACGCGACAUUGCUUUAAAGGCCAACCCGCGGAUGCAAGUAUUCAGAGCACGAUUCAGCAAUAUCGAGAGAGCACACAUUAUCAAUGCUGCAGGGAAUCCUAUUCAGCUGGACGACCGGCAAGCCAAUGCCGUCUCUGCCCGAAUCGAGCUUGACCUACGCCUGGGUGCGGCCUUCACUCGGAUGCAGACUCUAGCGCUUCAGAAUAUGAUCCCACAGCAAAAUCCAGAUCAAAAGAAGGUCAUCAGCUACGGUUCCUGCCAAUUUCCCACACUCGGCUUCGUGGUCGAUCGAUAUCUUCGUGUACGUAAUUUCGUACCUGAGCCGUUCUGGUACAUCAGAGUCGAUCAUAAGAAGGACAACAUUGAUGUCAAAUUCUCAUGGGCUAGAGGCCAUCUAUUUGACAGAAUGGCAGUAACGAUCAUCUUCGAGAAAUGUCUGAUUGCAAAGACAGCGAAGGUGAUCAAGAUGUUGAAGAAGCCAACGAAGAAAUGGAAACCCCUACCUCUGACGACUGUGGAGCUGCAGAAAAUGGGAAGUCGCUUCCUCAGGAUGACUAGUCAAGAUGUCAUGAAUAUCGCCGAGAAAUUAUACACCAAAGGCUUCAUCAGCUACCCACGCACUGAGACCGAUCAAUUUGAUCGCGGAAUGGAUUUAAGAAGGCUUGUCGAAAGGCAGCAACAGGACAAUAACUGGGGCCCUUUUGCCCAAAGGCUCAUGAACGGUGGCUUCAAUCAGCCUCGCAGUGGGCGAAAUGACGACAAAGCACAUCCACCAAUUCACCCAGUCAACUAUGUCGCCCCGAAUGCUCUGAGCGAGAACGAGAAAAGAGUAUACGAAUUCGUCGUCCGCCGCUUUCUCGCUUGUUGCUCCGAGGAUGCCGUGGGCGAGUCAACUGACGUGGAAAUCGACUACGGAGACGAAGUAUUUCGAACACAUGGCCUGAUCGUCUUGGAACGGAACUAUUUAGAAGUCUAUCCUUAUGAUCGAUGGGAGAGCAGCCAACAAUUGCCCCAAUAUACUGUUGGCGAAACUUUCGAGCCGACUGAAGCGACAAUGGUAGAUGGCAACACUGCUCCUCCCAGCUACUUAACCGAACCCGAGCUCAUCGCGCUCAUGGACGCGAAUGGCAUCGGCACGGAUGCUACGAUGGCAGAGCACAUUGCAAAGAUAAAAGAGCGGGAAUACGUGGUCGCUAGGCCAAAGGGAGGUGGUGCAGUUGUCAGAAAUGCAAGAGGCAGAGGAGGCAGAGGAGGCAGAGGAGGCAGAGGAGGUCGCGGAAGAGGCAACCGAGGUGGUGCAGCAGCUCAGAAUGGUGGGGGUGGUACUGGUGGAGUCCAAGAAUUUAUUCCGACCACACUUGGUGUUGCUCUCAUUGAGGGUUAUGACAACGUGGGUUUCGACACAAGUCUUAGCAAGCCCUUUCUACGCAAAGAGAUGGAGGUCCAAAUGAAAGCAAUUUGCGAGGGCCGAAGUACGCGGAACGACGUGGUGCACCAGAAUUUGGAGCAGUACAGAGCCGUGUUUCAACGCACAACAGCGCAGAUCAAUGUACUCAAAGCCGCCAUCAGAAAAUACGUCGUUGAAGCGAAUCACGGCUGAGGCAUUUUACACGAGGCGCGCAGUUAGCGAUAUGGAUGGUAAUUGCUUAGACGGCUGCGGGAGAUGUCCUGCAGUUAUGCACCACGUGUUUUUGCGGGGUUUUGUCGUUUGUUGCUUUUGCUCUCUCGGCAUGCGAAUCGACAGGAGCAGCAGGCACAGUCGCAUCAUCAGGUCAGCGGCUUUUCCUCACUCGGUACCUGUCAGCGCUACAGGUACCUUUCUGUCUCACGCGGGUUGUAGAUAGUCGCGGAGCGAUUUCGGAGAGAGGAAGACCACCGCGCGAGCGACAAGGCCAAUCGUGUUGAGGCUGUGAAGGGGUGGUGAUAUGGUUGGAGCACCUGAUAUGGAGCUUCGGAAGGGAACGGAGACGAGGCUGGCUCACGACGGCAUCAAUGACCGCGAGACAGUGUGAAGGCAAGUUGGGACGAGCUGGCAACAGACUGAUGAG